Molecule: messenger RNA, 558 nt
Organism: Fusarium poae
Lineage: Eukaryota; Fungi; Ascomycota; Sordariomycetes; Hypocreales; Nectriaceae
Exons: 5
Coding region: 1-558 (185 amino acids)
Source: RefSeq, a predicted model, not a curated record
AUGGUACCUCCUGGUAACCUAGCACGUACAUACUGGGUGAGGUUAUGCCGGUACCUGGACCUUACCCCAGAUUCCCCUCCAGCCAAGCCACAGACUAAGACCCUGGGGUACAAGCAUGUCGACGUCAGUGCUUGUUUUGAUACCGUUGCUACACAAGAUGCCCAGUCGCCAACAAAAAUGACCCGAUCUCACAAGGCCAACGACCGUGACCACAAGGGCAUUGCCGAGGGGACUAUGCUCCCCACGGAAACUGUCCCUCGCUUCUUUGGUAAAAAUGGCUUCGCCGAUGUCGACCCCAAGAAGAUGAAGAAGGACGGCUCUGGUCGAGGCAAUUGGGGAACUGUCAACGAUGAUAUCGCUGGCGAGCAGUUCACCUUUACCAAUACUCGCCGCCGCUCCAACAGUAGCAGCUUUUCUCAUGUUGCCGAUUUCAAGACAAAGUUUGAGGUCAACGAGCCCGAGCCCGUUUUUGAGGAGUCGCUCCACGGUCCUGAGGAGGAAGACCAUGAAGACCUCACCAAGACCGACUCUUCCGAGAGCGGUCGAUCUUCGUCUUGA